GUAACUCACCUCAUAACCUCCAUAUAUCACCUGCACCAAAUACCCAUACUUCUCUACCUCUCUACUCCUUUCCCCAAAUCAUCAUCAUCAUUUAUGAAUCAUCAAGCAGAAAAAAUGAAUUUCCUCUCCACCACUCAAAACUAGGUCAUUCCCCUCGAAAAUGUUUACUGCAUCUCCACCCUACAAGAGUGAAUGCCGUGGCGCAGUUCCCUCAUCCGCUUUCCACCACCGCGGAAACAAUGAUUCACGAGCCACUGUUCUUACACUUCGGUUUUUAUAAGAGUGUCUUUAGAUGGUUUGAUCCUUGUGAACUUCCUCCCUCUUACAUACCACGGAAAUACCCAAGAACGAUCAACUUGAGCUCCCAAGCCACUUAGCUUCAAUCAAACUUUCUCAAAUCAAGAACAAAAAUAAACUAACUUAUCUUUCCUACCUUUAUUUUAUAUUCUAUUACUCGCACAUAUCAUAUAUUCGAUAUUUUAUAUCCAUCACCAUAUUAUUCGUGACAGUCAACCCUGACUCACUAUCCCGUUACAAUGUCACUUCCCGAUAACGUAUUCUGCUGCGAGUCAUGCACUGAAGUCGAUACUCGGCACUCCGACAAACCUUACCAUGAUCCAAAUAAGCACUAUCACAAAGCGAUCUAUCAAUCAUUUCUCAAUUUCGCAGCCCGGAUAUCAGCAGCUAGAGAACUUGAGCUUUUCCAAGCUCAUGAGGCUGCUGAAAUUCAACGUCAGGCUGCUGAAAUUUAUGCAGCAGCUAUCUCGGUCCAAGAAGAAUCCGAUAAUGCUUCCAUGGCGCUCAUGGAUAUGAUCCGAAGUUAUAAUCCUGAUCAUCAAACGAUGACAAGUCGAGCUCCAACUCCUUCAUUGGCUUGCAUUAAAACUCCCACCCCUUCAUCGGCAUUCACUAGUGCAUUCACCUUGCCCUCUUCUCCUCCCUUUUCUCCUUCUACUACACCGCCUAGACCAAUCAUAGCCCAAAGAUGCUCUGGUCUUCACUCUAUUUCAAAAAGCAACGUGUUUGAAUCAGACCUGAUGACACCACCAUCUUCAGCACCAUCCUCUAAAGCCAGCUCCAAGAUGACUUCCGUGUCUUCCGGACUUGGGCAAUCUUUCAUAGAAUUUCUCAGAAAUGGGGUGACUGCCCUUCCUUCAUCAGGAGUGCCCAAUCUUGGAUCAAGCAUCACUGAUUCAAAAAUUCCCGAAUGGAGAUCACGUCCGACUAAUCAAGCAAUGCAACCACUUGCGCAAUCUUUGACUCCACUUGAAACAUCUGGAUACCCAAAGUCUCCUUGGACAUUUGAACCAACACAUUCCCCAGCUCUUAAUGGAACAUAUGGGUCGUUUCAAUCUCCGACAACCAUCGAGGCAUCUGGGCCAUAUCAACCCUUAACUCUCACUGGAAAUUUGGAACCAUCCCGAUAUUCAACCUCUUCCGAAACAUUCGCCGAAGUUUCCUUCGAUGAUUUCAGAACCGUUCAAGCACCAUAUUGGACACAAACAAAGCCGGAACCUUUCAUUCCUCAACGUGUUCUUUCCCCAUCUAACCUAAUCAACAAUCCACUCAUUACCAGUCCUCCUCCAACAUACGUGAUUCACAUCACCUCACGGCAAGAUUACGGCAAGACAGAAUCUCAUCGUUACUUUGUCUGUCCUACGAAUCUGACAUCGGAUUGGCCGGAAGUCAGUUUACUCCAAUGGUUCGCCGCUGGCGUUGGCUAUGAUGUCAAAGCGGAGAAAUGGGAUCAUAAAUGUUUGCAGCAUCAAAGAUUUUUCCGAAUGGUUUUAAGGCCAAAUCUGGCGAUGCGUGAAUGGGGUUUGGGCAAACCAUUGGAGGAAUUGCAAGCGGAAUUGGCAAAGUUGGAUGCCGUUGCGGCAAUGGAGCGUGUAUAGGCUGAUCAAUGGAGGUUGUUCGUGUACAUAAUUUUUGGAAUAGAUAGGCUACAGGCCAGAGUCGUUGGACUUUUCUUUUUGCAUGAUAUUCGAAUAUGGCAGGUAGUGGAUAGAAGGACUUGGAGGAUAUUUGCGUGGGAAACUGGAGAGGCUGUUGCUGGCGAUGCUUUUGAGGCUCAGAUGAGUCUGCUUCGUACUGGUUAUUAUCUCGUUUUCCGUAUAGAUAGACUUCCCGGUUGGGUGACUUUGCAUUCUAUCGUAUUUACGAUGGUAAUUGCAACGAUCCUGCAGACUAGAGUCUAGAUCUUUGAAUUUGAGUGUUUAUUGCGAUUAGGGAUUUUGAAAAGCAAUGCAGCGUUGAAUCUAUUAGAGUCUGACUUGAUUUGAUGUGAUUUUGUAGGGUGCUGUCUCAAAACGUGAGUCUGAAAUGUUGCGAAAUAUACUUCCUCAUGGAAUGACACCCCAAUAGUGAAUUUUCCGAAAGGCCAAUAGCUUCGUAGAAUGCUUCGAUACUCACUUGUUACCUGAUCCUUCCCAGAUAUCUCAGUAUAACCAACUUGUAUGGAUUGGAUGAGAGUAGAGAGUAGAGUUUGAGAAACAACAAUCGUCCAAAUAUGACUCGAACAAACAGGAUCUCCUACUAGUAAUGAUUGAAUCAUAGCUUGCUCAGUAGUCAUUCCUACUCUCUAUAAUCAAUACACGUAAUCAUUCUCGUCACCACUCACUUCAUCCACUUUCUUUCAUCUGCCAUGUGGAUGUGGAAUUCGAAAUAAU
This is a messenger RNA of Sclerotinia trifoliorum, 2669 nucleotides long. Lineage: Eukaryota; Fungi; Ascomycota; Leotiomycetes; Helotiales; Sclerotiniaceae. The record is from the annotation of a GenBank genome assembly.